AUGAAUUUUGCAGCGACGCUCGCUCGGGGCCUCUUCCCUGGCUCCGAAGUUGAAGGCCGGCCGGCUUCCGAGUCAGCUAACCCCGCUAAUCUCGGGGAGGCUGAAGGAGGCUCUUUGGAGGACCAAGAGCUGACUCAGGAGGAGGAGUCGCCUGUCUCUGCAGAAAAGGAAAUGCUGCCCAUUGGCGACGCUGUGCCGGAGGGGGAGCAUGUGCGCACUCUUCGAGUGUACAGCAAAAGCUCAUCACCCUCACCAACAGCACCAGUAUCAGCAAAAACAUGUCCAGACUUAAGCUCAACUGCCGCGGGAGUUCCUGACGAGGAGAGGAGAGCGGAAUCGGGCUGUCGGGAAGUUCAGGUUCUGCGGGUAUUUCGCGAGCCCGAUGUUAUGAUAGCCCCAAAUUUGAUCACAAAAGAGCAGUGCCUUCACCUUUUGAACCUCUCCGAGGGGAAGUGGACUCGCAGCAAAACAAGUAUAGGGAUGACUUCCGCACCCCAGACUGCAUACAAGACGACGGAAAGCCAGACACGAACAUCAUACUCAGUGAUGCUCGAGGAGGCGCAGACACCCGGUGUGGUGUCUGUUGAGCUGUUGGCUUGUGCUCUAGCUCGGCUGCCUCUGCAACACCUCGAGUCUCUUGUUCUCGUGAGAUAUGCUGAGGGGGAGUACUUCGCAGAGCAUCACGACGGCGGCUUCAGGCCGAAGACAGUUCUCCUCUAUCUUAACGACGUCGAAGAUGGAGGCUACACGCAUUUCACACGUCUUGGCCUGAAGAUUGCACCUUCCCAGGGCAGUGGGGCGGUGUGGAGCAAUGUGACACCUGGUGGUCAGAUGGACUUCCGCACUUUGCAUGCCGGAGUGGCUCCUACAAAAGGCACAAAGUAUGUCGUAAAUUGUUUCUUCAAUGAGGCAGUUGUCAGACACGAAAGACCACCGGCCCCUUUGCCCCUUGAGCCACCACAGGGCAUCCAGAACGCCGUGCAACAUCCUACAGGUGCAGUUCCUCUCCAGCCAGGCCAGAGUGAAAAGGACACUGCGCAACGUGACAUAGCCAGCGGACGGUAUCACGCUUACGCUGAACAUGCACAGCUGCAGCAACGGCAGCAGCAGCUGGGGGAGGGUAGCCAAAUUGGGGAGUCUCAGCACCGUCAAAUUUGGGGGGCUCCUAGCACCGACGGACUGGGGAAGAAGCUGACAGCAUGCCCAUCUGGUUUUUUUCCGAUGCCUCAGCAGCUGUGGCAGCAGCACCAGGUGUCUCACCUAAGCAUCUGCAACCCUGCAGGGGUGAUAGGCGACGGUGUCAAGCUACCCGUGCCUCCCUUCGGGUUUCCCGUCACAGCCACCGGCUCUCCACCUGCUGGCUGGCAUACGCAUGCACCUGGGGGUUUGCCUCUAGAUCGGCGAUGGGUAUGA
Molecule: messenger RNA, 1413 nt
Organism: Eimeria maxima
Lineage: Eukaryota; Apicomplexa; Conoidasida; Eucoccidiorida; Eimeriidae
Product: 2OG-Fe(II) oxygenase family protein, putative
Exons: 3
Coding region: 1-1413 (470 amino acids)
Biological process (GO): peptidyl-proline hydroxylation to 4-hydroxy-L-proline
Cellular component (GO): endoplasmic reticulum
Molecular function (GO): L-ascorbic acid binding; iron ion binding; procollagen-proline 4-dioxygenase activity
Source: RefSeq, a predicted model, not a curated record